AUUCUUCUCUUCGUCUCAUUCCUCACUCGCACUCUCUUCGUCUCCCUCCGGCGAGAGCGAGAACAGGAGGAAGAACCAGAAUUAUCCCCAAAAAUUAUUUCUUUAAAAAAAUCUAAGGAUGGAUUUUUCUUCUUCUUCCUCGACUGUUACCACAACUGUCACCACCGUCGCCGCAGCCACCACUGUGGUGUCGAAAUGCAGGGUGUAUCCGUCUCAGACGUCCGCCAUGGACGACCUCAAGCUCUCCGUCUCCGACCUCCCCAUGCUCUCCUGCCACUACAUCCAGAAGGGGGUCCUCCUCCCGCAGCCCCCCUUCCCCAUCCAAUCCCUUGUCUCCCUCCUCAAGCUCUCCCUCUCCCUCUCCCUCUCCCUCUUCCCUCCCCUCGCCGGCCGCCUCUCCACCGAUUCCUCCGGCCACUUCCUCAUCUCCUGCAAUGACGAGGGUGUGGACUUGAUCCACGCCUCGGCUGUCGACCUCCUCGUCGCCGACCUCCUCUCCCCGUCCCGCGUCCCCGAGCGCUUCAAGUCUUUCUUCCCGAUGGACCGGACGGUGAGCUACCGAGGCCACUGGGAGCCCAUCGUGGCCGUCCAGGUGACGGAGCUGCGAGACGGCGUCUUCAUCGGCUGCGCCGCGAACCACGCCGUCGUCGACGGGACCUCGUUCUGGAACUUCUUCAACACCUUUGCCGAGGUCUCGCGAAUCGGGGAGCGGAGGUUCUCGAAGGUUCCGGACUUCUGCCGGGAGUCGGUGCUGAUUUCAAAGGCCGUGCUCAAAAUCCCCGAAGGCGGCCCGAGGGUGACGUUCGACGAGGACGAGCCGCUGAGCGAGAGGAUCUUCAGCUUCAGCCGGGAAGCGAUCUUACGGCUCAAAGCCAAAGCCAACGACAAGAAAUGGAGCGAAUCCGAUGACGGCGACUUUAACGCCGGGGAGAUCAUGGGGAAGCAAAUGCACGACCCCCACGUGACCAGCAGCAACGAAAAGCUGACGCCGUCGUUCCUCCAGAGCUGGUUCGCGAAGCCACGUGGCGGGACAGGGACGCGCGUCGAAACGGUGGAGAUCUCGUCAUUCCAGGCGCUGUGCGCGCUGCUGUGGAGGUCCGUGACGCGCGCGAGGAAGCUCCCCUCGUCCAAGACGACGACCUUCCGGAUGGCGGUGAACUGCCGCCAUAGGCUCGAGCCGCUGCUCGACGCUCACUACUUCGGGAACGCGAUCCAGAGCACCCCGACGCACGCGGCGGCGGGGGAGGUGCUGUCACGGGACCUGCGGUGGUGCGCGGAGAGGCUGAACAGGUCGGUGGCGGCACACGGGGACGCGGCGGUGCGCGGGGCAGUAAAGGAGUGGGAGAGGGAGCCGAGGCUGUUCCCGCUGGGGAACGCCGACGGCGCGUCGAUGACGAUGGGGAGCUCGCCGAGGUUCCCGAUGUACGAGAACGACUUCGGGUGGGGGAGGCCGGUGGCGAUCAGGAGCGGCAAGGCGAACAAGUUUGACGGGAAGAUAUCGGCGUUUCCGGGGAGGGAAGGCGGCGGGAGCGUCGACCUGGAGGUGGUGUUGGCGCCGGAGACGAUGGACGGGAUCGAGUGCGACUCGGAGUUUAUGCAAUACGCGUCGCAGUGCUGAUGAUGUGACGGUGUUGGCGUCGCUGGAUUUGGUCUCUCCCGAGGGACGGGAUUGAGUGUCGGAUUCGGUGGGGUCCAGGAGUUUCAACGGUGCGGAUUUGGUCUGAGAUGUACAUUUGAGGAUUGACUAGGAUCCUCUCUCUCUUCUCGCGCGGGGCAUGUCUGACCUUAAAUAAGUCAAAGUUAGUUUUAACCUUAUCUGUCUUCAAACCUUUUUCUUCUUCACGUCGGAUCCUUUGUUGCAUUUCAACGGUGUCGAAUUCCCGGGCAUGACCCAAUCUAAUUUGGUAGUUAAAAUCACUCUCUUCGUUUUGAUUCGAUUACAUCUCGCGAUCGAUGAUGUG
Messenger RNA from Rhodamnia argentea, 1961 nucleotides. RefSeq lists its product as uncharacterized. The record is from RefSeq and is a predicted model, not a curated record. The coding region runs from base 119 to 1618 and encodes 499 amino acids. The transcript has a single exon. NCBI's taxonomy places the organism in Eukaryota, Viridiplantae, Streptophyta, Magnoliopsida, Myrtales, Myrtaceae.